AUGCAGCCUGCUGGCGGCAAGAGUUACGUAGCUCACCAACUCUAUCGGACUGCUAUCCAGCAAGAGUACGCCAUGAGAACUCGAUCUGCACAAAAUAGAGGGGCUAAGCCUCAAAAGCAACUGCCUAACAGGCCUCUCACACUGCUGAGCACCUACAUUGAAAAAUACCCUGCGUGUUUUUCUGCAGGGAAAAUCAACAUUAUUGAAAAGGGGAUAGAGGAAAUAGACGUCCUGCCUUCACAAUACAGAGGUAUAUCUACGCUUUUUCUUUCCAACAAUAGGAUAUCGGACCUUGCAGGAGUUACGCAGUUUCCACGCUUACGGUCUCUUUCACUGGCAUAUAAUGAUAUAGUUGAUAUCUCUCAAUUGGAGUACCUGUCAGCUCUACCUAAUCUUCGUACGCUUCGCUUGGAUGGAAAUGGAAUUGCGCGGCAAAGUGACUAUCGUAUUAGGGUCAUAGCUGCCUGUGCCUCUCUCCAAUCUUUGGAUGGGCAAGAUGUUACCGAGGCUGAGCGUGAAGAAGCCGCCAAGCUUGUAGUUGGCGGCUUUGAUGCAACUAGCAAGCCUCGUCAAGCAAACUGUGUAGUGGAGAUAGCACAGAGGUUUUCUCCCAAAUCCCUCAGAGAGAAACUCAAGGCGGCCCAGCACAUAGAAGGCAACAAACUGCCGAGUGAUGUGCAGUCGCACAUCGAGAACACUGCGCAGGUAGGGGAUCGCCCUCUAUCAAAUGCAUCUUUAGUCCGAGACAUGACCACCCUUCCUGGAGAUCAACCUAGCACCAUUCUCAGAUCACUACACGAGGCCGAUAGGGAUGAAAAGGACAUAUUUAAGCACGCGACGGAAAGUGCCCCUCACUCUAUUGAGCUCUUCCCCAACAAAAUGAAUAUGCGAACCUUCAGCGAAUUGGCAGAGGCAGACACCCAAAGCAUGCAUUCGGGACACCGCCCAGACCCUAUUUCCCUGAAUAAGCUACAUAAGCAGAACGAGCACGCUAGGUCCGCUAGGCCCUCAUCUACAGAGGGAAGGCCAGAUCCACUUGUCUCUCUUACACAAGCAAGUACAGCUGCCUAUAACCAAAUUGCAGAAUCCAGAAGGAAGCGUUCUGCCUCCAUAAGCCUUCAUAAGCAAAUCAAUGGCUCAAUCAAUAACUCAUUCCAGGCUCACAAGGGCCCCGGGUACGUCUCCGAUUUAAGUAACACUGGCAUGAUUAUUGGCGAUCUAGAUGUCCACUUAUCCAGUGACCAGUCUGCACACAGUCUUGCACAUAUCAUUAAUCGAUACUCUCUUUCUUCUCCUCAAGAGCUUCAAUCUAUCAUUGCUGAACAGGCAAAAGAAUUGUCUCUUCUUCGUGCAAAGUAUUCUGAUUCCAGUUCCAAGCAGCAGUCCUUUUCAUCUGGAAGUUAUCUGAAUGAAAAUAGCGGCGAUUACAGCGCAACCGCUCGGAAGCAAACCGCGCGCCUUGAACAUUUUGCAGCUCUAUUCACUAGGAUCAUGAAGCGUGCUGCAUUGGACACCUUUGUUCAGAACUGCAGGGCUCAAAUGAGGCUAGGGAAGCUCGAGAACCAUGCCCAUGCACAGUAUCGAUAUUUUUUAUUGUCUAGAUCUUUUGCUACAAUUCGCAAGCUUUCACAAGAUUGUUUCAAAAGUGUGUUGCUAGAGACUGUCAUUCUACCUCAACAACGGUUGCGAAACAUUUUCAUUACAUGGAAGGCACAUGUUUCUGAGCUGAAUGCACAUAAAUCCCAAAGUGUCACUCGUCGAGACCUUAGCAAGGCAAUAGAGUAUUAUGAAACGCAGAUUCUUCAGAGAAUCGCUCUUCUGUCUCUCUGUGCGGAGUCAGAGCGGCGAGCCUCGGAACGUAGCCAACGCUACGCUCGCUGGUUGGAGCUACAUGGUCCGCCGAGAACAGACAUCCUCUCUUUCCGAGGGGUCCUGAACCUGUGGCGUGAAAGGAUCUCGUGCAUGAGGCAUGCAGAGAGCACUGUACAGUUAAAUACUAGGACGAGAUUGAUUUGUAGGGCAUGGGUUUCUUUGCUGAGGUACACUCGCCGCGCUGAAAAGAUAAGGGCCAUGGUAGCAUUGAAAAAUAGGGUAAUCACUAGGACUGCCUUCGGUGCUCUUGUCCAGAGAUACCUCCGAAUGAGACAGACUAGAAUCAUGGUACAAUUAUUAGUUAGUAGGCUUGAUAGUACUCUUCGAAAACGGGCAUUUCAUACCUGGAAAAGCCAGACACCCCUUCUCAUUAUGCAUCCAGCUAUUAAAGCUUUCAUUGAAUUACAUGCUAGCAGAGCAGACGCUUUGGCCGCACAAUUGUUGAUGAAGCGGUCCUUCAAGAUCUGGAGGUACUCAUCAGAUAGCUCUACCGCAAUCCUUCUAACAUCGUUGCAGUCAAACAGGAACAGAGAUCUGGCGCUGCUUGCAAUGGGCUCACUGAGGUCAGCACUGUACUUGCGGACUCGUGACACCCUGGCCAAAGCGACGGACGGAGACAAUGAGUUAGGCCAGGCCUACGUUCAGAAGCUUAAGGGCAAGAUAUCUGUGCUUUCUAAGGAGUUAAGCGCUAACGUUACGGCCCAGCACGCACUCAGAGAUAAGGUAACCCAAUUAGAAGGCAAGUACAAUGAUUUACUAUGUGCCCAGCAAGCUCACGAGGAUACCCUCGCAAGCAGAGACAAGCGGAUAGUCGCCCUCGAACAGGAGCUAGAGGCAGUAAGGAACAUAGACCAUUUACAUGUAGAAGCGGAAUUCACUGACAUAGCCCUACUGCGUGUGGAGCUCAAGUCUCUUGCAGAAAAGUAUGCUAACCUCCAGACAGAUCACCAUGCUCUGCUGGGUCAAAACAGACGUUUGCAAGCAGAUAUUCAGGCGCGAGAUACCACCAUUCAAGAGCAGCUUGAGGCAAAUAGACUUUUGCGUGAGGGAAUCAUGCAGGCACAGCAGUUUAAAUCGGAUAUGAUUGCAAAAACAGCGCGUACAGAGGCACAGCUGUUGGCCACACGGGCCCAGCUCAGCGCAGUGGACCAGGCUGCUACCCUAGACAGAGCAGAUCACCAGGCUGCCGUCGAGGAGUCAAUGCGGCUAACUGAAGAGGCCAAGGCUGAGGUCCAGAGCUUAAAGGAGGAUAUCCAGUACUACAAGGGUCUCGACUUUGCACAACGGACAAAGAUCAUGAGUCUAGAAAUGCAAAAAGAAGAGUUAGCACAGCGGGAAACACGCAUGCAGGAACAAAUAAUGGAUCUAGCAUACAGCGCAGCCCGUCCGUCAGGUGCGGAUGUCCUUCAAGAAGGCAGUCGUAGUCUUGCAAUCGGAGACUUCAGUAGUCAGUCUGGGAUAAGUGCUACAAUCAAGCCCGUCAUCAAUUACAUGCGGACCAAGGAUGAGCCUUCCCCAGUCAUCAAGCGCCCCUCAAUAGAUAUCAACAGUAUUGAUCUUGAAAUCGAAGAACUCCAGAACAAGAUUGCAGAUAAGUUUUUCCAAUCAUAA
This is a messenger RNA of Giardia duodenalis, 3483 nucleotides long. RefSeq names its product U2 small nuclear ribonucleoprotein A', putative. The transcript has a single exon. Gene Ontology annotation, biological process: mRNA splicing, via spliceosome. Lineage: Eukaryota; Fornicata; Diplomonadida; Hexamitidae. Bases 1 to 3483 code for a protein of 1160 amino acids. Gene Ontology annotation, molecular function: U2 snRNA binding; protein binding. The record is from RefSeq and is a predicted model, not a curated record.